Messenger RNA from Spathaspora passalidarum NRRL Y-27907, 1563 nucleotides. It is a transcript of the gene ZPR1, whose product is annotated as zinc finger-containing protein. Gene Ontology annotation, molecular function: zinc ion binding. The record is from RefSeq and is a predicted model, not a curated record. Gene Ontology annotation, cellular component: nucleus; cytoplasm. The transcript has a single exon. The coding region runs from base 24 to 1508 and encodes 494 amino acids. NCBI's taxonomy places the organism in Eukaryota, Fungi, Ascomycota, Pichiomycetes, Serinales, Debaryomycetaceae.
AGUCAGGAUUCUACAAAAAAAGAAUGGAUCAUAGCGAAGAUUCACAUAUUGACAAGAAGCAAAAGGUAGAAAUGUCACAAGAACAAGAAAAGGAACAGUUAUUCACUACUGUUGGUGAACAAGCUCAAGAAGUUGACAAUGAAGUUAGACAAACAGGUGCAUUUGAUGCCCAAGGUCAUCCCGUUCAAGAGAUUGAAUCAUUGUGUAUGAAUUGUCAUGAAAAUGGUGUAACUAGAAUGUUAUUAACCAAAAUUCCAUAUUUCAGAGAAAUCAUCUUAAUGUCAUUUGAGUGUCCACACUGUCAUUUCAAGAAUAGUGAAAUUCAACCAGCUGCUCAAAUCGCUGAAAAGGGAUCAAGAUAUGUUUUCAAAGUUGAGAAUAAACAAGAUUUCAAUCGUCAAAUUGUUAAGUCUGAAACCGCCACUGUUAGAUUUACCGAAUUGGAUAUUGAAAUUCCGCCUAAAAAGGGUCAAUUAAUUAAUGUUGAAGGUAUUUUACAAGAAAUGAUUGAAGAUUUAGAAAGUGAUCAACCAGAAAGACAAAAGGUUCAACCAGAAAUAUAUGAAAAGAUCAACCAAGUGAUAGCUAAAAUUAAAUCUUUCAUUGAAGCUGAACCAAACACCUUACCAUUGACAGUCACUAUUGACGAUCCAGCUGGUAACUCCUGGGUUGAAUAUGUUCCAGGUUCAGAAGAACAUAAAUGGAGUAUGUAUGAAUACAAUCGUACUGCCGAACAAAAUGUUUUCUUGGGUUUGGUUUCUGCUGAUGAAGUUGCUCAACAUAAACUUAAGGAAUCUCAAGAAAAGAAACAAGCUACUGAAACAAAUGUUUCCUCUACAUUAUCCAAUGCUCCUCACACUACUGGGUUCAUUUCUGAUGCCAGUGAAAUUGAAAAUUUUGCAAACGAAGUUCAAACAUUUGCAGCCACUUGUUCAUCAUGUUACAAACCUUGUGAAACACACAUGAAAACUGUUAAUAUUCCUCAUUUUAAAGAUGUUAUCUUAAUGUCUACUGUAUGUGAUCAUUGUGGUUACAAGUCAAAUGAAGUUAAAACUGGUGGUGCUAUUCCAGACAAGGGUAAGCGUACUACUUUGAAGGUAACUGAUCCUGAAGAUUUAGCUAGAGAUAUCUUAAAGAGUGAAACCUGUGGUAUGAACAUCCCUGAAUUAAACUUGGAUUUAACUCCAGGUACAUUGGGUGGUAGAUUUACUACUAUUGAAGGGUUAUUGACACAGGUUAUGGAAGAAUUGCAUGGUCGUGUCUUCACCCAACUGUCUGACUCUAUGGAUGAAGAAACCAAAGCUAGAUGGACCAGUUUCUUUGCAAGAUUAGAAGAUGCUGUCAGUGGUAAGAUUCCAUUCACAAUUAUAAUGGAAGAUCCAUUAGCUUCUUCAUACAUCCAAAAUGUCUAUGCUCCAGAUAAUGAUCCAAAUAUGGUUAUUGAAGAAUUCGAAAGAACUUUCGAACAAAAUGAAUCGUUGGGUUUGAAUGAUAUAAAGACUGAUUAAUUAUAAAACUAAUGUAUAAAUGCUUAUAAAAGACCUUGUAAUAUACCUGAAGAGG